Stomoxys calcitrans (stable fly) is the source of this 1677-nucleotide messenger RNA. RefSeq names its product tRNA (adenine(37)-N6)-methyltransferase. The record is from RefSeq and is a predicted model, not a curated record. The transcript is spliced from 4 exons. NCBI's taxonomy places the organism in Eukaryota, Metazoa, Arthropoda, Insecta, Diptera, Muscidae. Bases 94 to 1311 code for a protein of 405 amino acids.
AGUCGUCUUUUAGAUCCCUAGGCCAUAGCCAGGAUAUAAUAAGUUACAUUAAACAAAUAUAAUAAAAAAAGUGCUUAUUUUUUGUUUGCAAAUAUGUCCGAAGAUGGUGCGGAGCAUCUAAAGAAUCAGCUGACAAUAGCAAGAAAUGAAAUUAACAAAUUGAGACAACAAGUCAGAAAUUUGCAACACAAACAACGCAAGGACAUAGAUGACAUUGCACGACUUUUAAGGAACUAUUGCGAAGGAUGCCGUCAAUUGGAGAACAAUCAUAAUCGAAAUGAAUGCAUUACAAUAAACAAGGAUGCAGCGAGCAAUGCCGACACCACGACCUUGACCAUCACGACAGAUGUGAAUUCGCCACCAAUAACAAAAAUAGAACAACAAAAUCCCCAAGCAAAGGAUACAUUUCGUCCGAUUGGUGUGAUACGUACUUGUUUUCCCGAGAAACGAGCUGUUCCCCGGCAAUCAAGUGUGGGUGGACGUUUGCGUGGGCUAAUUGAGUUAAAUUCUGACGUUUUCACAAAUCCUGAGCAUGCAUUGGAUGGUUUAGAGGAAUAUUCCCAUUUGUGGAUUAUCUAUCAUUUUCAUAAGAACACAUCGCAUCCCAAAGCUAAAGUGGCACCACCACGUUUAGGUGGCGAGAGAGUGGGUGUUUUUGCCACCCGUUCUCCACAUCGUCCUUGUCCCAUAGGACUAUCUUUGGUGGAGAUUGAAAGAGUUGAGGCGGCAUGCAUAAGUUUCUAUGGCACCGAUAUGGUUGAUGGAACUCCUGUUUUGGAUAUAAAGCCGUAUAUACCAUUUUAUGAUUCUCCCAUUACAAUGGAGUCGGGCCGCAUUUCCGCUGGUCCCUGUGAACCUACUUCAGAUUUCUACAACUUUCGUCAAGAGCCCGAUGGUGAAGAAUCCGAAAUGGAAAUGAUGGGUGCUGUUUCAUUGGCCCAAACACCGGUUAACUUCAGCAACCAUUAUACACCUCCACCCCAGGCAGUUAAAGUACCUGCUUGGGUAACCCUAACCCAUCGCCUAAAUGUCACUUUCAAUGACAGAGCCGAAUCACAGCUACAAUCAUUGGGCAUGCAGAAGCAAUGUAUUAUUGACAUUUUAGAGGCAGAUCCUCGUUCCGUCUAUCUACGAACAAAAUAUAAUUCACAAAUAUUCACAUUUCAAUUGAGUGAAGUAACUGUUACAUGUAAAUUUGAUGAUAAAAAUUCAAAUGUCACUGUGUUGCAAAUACGGCCCACAGAACAUUUACAAGAUGUGAAUAAUGAGCAGCAACAGCACUGCUCCACCGGCGAGAGCAACCACGAAUAGGAAGACAAUUUUGCAGCUUAGCUUAUAUGGUGAAUAUUUGCGUGAUGUUAUCGUUAUACGAAGAUAGGCAGGUACAAAAUUAGUUUGUAGCAUGACAAGGACGUUACGUCGAUGUCGAAUAAAGAGGACUACAAGCAAACAUUUUCACUUGCAGUCAAAUAAUUAUUGAGAUGUUCUAAACAUAGUCUUAUUUAUUAUGUUUGCUAUAAUGAGUUUAGAAAUACUUUUUCGUAGUAGUCAAGAUUUCUGCAUUUAUGUUCUUCUUUCUGCAUUUAUGUUCUUCUAUGUACAAAAAAAAGUGAAAAACAUAUUUUUUAUGUUGCAAUAUUUGAGAUAAGAAUUUCUGUAAAUUUUAUUUAUUGUAAA